Molecule: messenger RNA, 2888 nt
Organism: Pomacea canaliculata
Lineage: Eukaryota; Metazoa; Mollusca; Gastropoda; Architaenioglossa; Ampullariidae
Product: DUF21 domain-containing protein At2g14520-like
Biological process (GO): magnesium ion homeostasis
Cellular component (GO): intracellular membrane-bounded organelle
Source: RefSeq, a predicted model, not a curated record
GACCUUGGUCAUUGGAUCUCGUUAUUACGUCACUGGAAUUGGCCUUGCAGACAAGGGAGACCAUUCAGAGUUGUUUACCUCUCGUGUUCGAGUCGAAAGCUAACAGAAAAUGUUGUCUGCUUUCUCUACAAAGCACUACAGAUUUCCCCCACGCGCUCUCCCAACGUCAGUGAUGGGCAGGAGGCUGCGGAAUAAAAGAAAUUGUUAUUGAGUCAGUUCCGUCUCUGCAUGACAGGCUGUCUUGUGGUUGUAACAUGAUACUGGAAUACGGGGCUCUUCGCUCCAACGGCAAUGUUGCCAGCGAAUGGGAUGUUAACUGCAGCCUUCCUGGUGACCCAGAGAAAAGGCUUGGCAUCUAUGAUGAUCAGUUCUGGAUCUACAUCGGAGUUUACGUUGGACUGGUGCUUAUUGCAGGUCUUAUGUCAGGACUGACAAUGGGUCUCCUGUCCUUGGACACCACAACUCUGAUGGUACUACGAGAUGCUGGUACAGAAAAAGAAAAGAAAUAUGCAGCACGCAUCUUGCCCCUUGUGUCUCGACACCACAUGUUGCUGGUGACACUGCUAUUGGCAAAUGCAGCUGCCGUAGAGGCCAUGCCUAUAUUUUUGGAUCGAGUUUCUGAUCCCAUCACUGCAGUUGCUGUGUCUGUUACAGCAGUGCUUCUAUUUGGAGAAGUUGUCCCCCAAGCUGUGUGCACACGCUAUGGCCUGGCAAUAGGUGCAACUCUGGCACCGCUUGUAUAUUUUUUAAUGGGUAUCUUGAUCAUUAUUGUGUGGCCGCUGUCCAAAGUUUUGGAUUGCUUACUGGGUGAAGAACAUGGCACAUUUUACCGACGAGCUGAAUUGAAAGUUCUUGUUGACCUUCAUGGAAAAAAUCAUCAUGUGUCUCGAGCUCAGAGUUCAGAUGGAGCUGAUGAUUGCUUGACUGUUGAUGAAAUCAUGAUCAUUAAGGGAGCUUUAGACAUGAAGUACAAGACUGUUGCUAACGCCAUGGUGCCCAUUCAGAAGGUGUUCAUGCUGAGUUGUGAUAAUAUUCUUGAUGAUAAGACUAUCACAAAGAUUUUAAACAUUGGCCACUCAAGGAUUCCAGUUUACGCUGGAGAGUGCUCAAAUGUGAUUGGUCUGCUGUUGACCAAAACACUUAUCGGACUUAACCGUGCCCACACCUUUCGUGUUCAGGACCUCUUGGGUUCCAUUGUAUGCCGGCCAGCCAUGUUUGUUGAUGAUACCAUGCCGCUGUUUGACCUCCUAAACGAGUUUCAGACAGGAAGAAGUCACUUAGCCAUGGUGAGAAAGACAGUUCCUGUUGUUGCUGAAGAUUUAACAGUAUCUGAAAAAGCACCCUUGUUAAUGGCUGAGGAACAGCCACUUCAAGUUGACACUGUUCAGGAGAUUGUGGGCAUAAUCACCUUGGAAGAUGUAAUUGAACAAUUACUUCAGGAGGAGAUUACUGACGAGACAGAUGUGAUACCUUUUCAGGAAGUAGGCAGUGCUCUACAGAUAACCAUGGCAAAAGCAGUCAACAGGCACAGGACAACAAAGGGACUGCUACGAAGCAAAAGCCAGCCAAACACAUCGUUUGUGAAUAACCACACGUCACCUCAUUUGUCAGCCUCUCAGCCGCAGUUUUUUUGAGCAUCAUCGAAUAGAACAAGCAGCAAAUGCAGAAAAUGAUUUAGCUGUAAGCACAAAGGAUCUUCUAGCCGAAGCAUCUUUUGAGUACUUCUGAAUUUAUGCAGAAGAUUUUCCCUGCUCUCAAAAAUAGAGAAUGUGUACUGGAGAGAGAAUUAACCAAUACUGGAAGGUGAUAAAGGUCUUACUAGGGAGGAAGUUGAUGGCUUCUAUCUUUUGUAAAAUCACAUGGCUGAUCCCAUUUUGCUAUGUAUAAACAAGAGACAAAUAUACAGCUUUGAUGUUAUUGUCAAGAACAUUGUACUGAAAUGAGUUUCAUUUCUUCUUCACUUUUUUGGUUAAUUUUAUUUUUUAGAAAUGCAUACGAUGUCCUUCAUUGUUUUAUUAUCAUGACCAUUGGGGUUUGGUAACGUUAGAAUUUUGAGCCACAAAUACAUGUACAUAUCUGAAAAAGUAGUGUUUCUCACUUGAUGAACUCCACUUGCUUUAUUCCUUUUUUUAAAUACAUUACUUUUUGAUAGUGAUAUAUCAGCAUGUGUAUGCAUGCAUUUGACUAUACAGGUUUGUGUAAAUACUUAUAUAUGUGUAAGUAUAUAUUUAUAUAUAUAUAGAGAGAGAAAUUUAUGGGGGUGAAAUGUGAAGAUUUUUAUUGUUAUUAUAUUUAUUCUAUGUUAUUCUGAAGAAUUAUUGCUACAGUACCAAUAAUUCUAAAUAUUUAAAAGAUGUAUUGCUCUAUUGCCUGCAUUUAAAUUUCUACUUUAUAUUUUUUACUAAUGUCUUGUUUCAUCUAAGUAGUUUUAAAGACUACUAAAAGAAAUAAAACUUUUCAAUGCCCAGUGACGGUAGUUGUGUGUUCUUCAUAUAGCGAUGACAACACUGUAGAGUCCAUAGACUUCUUGCAGCAGCUACAGCUACCGCAAAAUAGUGUUUAAAUUUGUUCAUCAGCUUUAUGAUAUUUAUGUGCUUGCAUCUAUUAGCAUACCAGCACAGGUGUACUUACAUGCACAUAGAGUUAAUACUUGAAUAAAUUUAUGCUGCUUGAUAUUAUUGCACAAACCUUCAACAAUGCCUCUGACAUUCAUUAAACAACAGGACAACUAUCAUGAUUUUAGAAAAAAAUUUAUUGUAAAAUAUCUUUCCUGCAACAAUUUUGCUCUAACUAAAACUGAGCUUUUCUUGUAUUAUUUUGAUUAAAAGAUUUCAGAGUAUCACUCCCAGAAUAGAAUUUGAGUGGUUGGAAUAGGUAGUCUCCCUUGC